Molecule: messenger RNA, 291 nt
Organism: Naumovozyma dairenensis CBS 421
Lineage: Eukaryota; Fungi; Ascomycota; Saccharomycetes; Saccharomycetales; Saccharomycetaceae
Gene: MIC10
Product: Mic10p
Exons: 1
Coding region: 1-291 (96 amino acids)
Cellular component (GO): MICOS complex; mitochondrial inner membrane; mitochondrion
Source: RefSeq, a predicted model, not a curated record
AUGUCGGAACAAGUAAAUAAGACAGAACACCAAAAUGCAGUCGCACCACCACAACAGCAACUGGCCACAAUUGAUAAAUCUAUCUUAAAUGAUAAAUGGGAUAUAGUGUUGUCUAAUACAUUAGUGAAAGUUGGAUUAGGCUUUGGUGUUGGUGUAGUCACUUCUGUGAUCUUCUUCAAACGUCGUACUUUCCCUGUAUGGUUAGGCAUAGGAUUUGGAGCUGGUAGGGGUUAUGCAGAAGGUGACGCUAUAUUCCGUUCUUCUGCAGGUAUAAGAUCUGUCAACGUGUAA